Molecule: messenger RNA, 975 nt
Organism: Pleurotus ostreatus (oyster mushroom)
Lineage: Eukaryota; Fungi; Basidiomycota; Agaricomycetes; Agaricales; Pleurotaceae
Exons: 4
Coding region: 1-975 (324 amino acids)
Biological process (GO): mitochondrial translation; RNA processing
Cellular component (GO): mitochondrial large ribosomal subunit
Molecular function (GO): ribonuclease III activity; structural constituent of ribosome
Source: RefSeq, a predicted model, not a curated record
AUGUCGAGCUCUGUAUGUCGCUUGAGGCUCUCGGGGCAUUUUUCUCGCCAGCUCAGAGUCGCGCCAGCUUCAAGACGACUAUCUCGACGCCAACUUUCCGACGCGCCAUCCACCUCGUCCGAGCCGGGUACAGUGAGAGAGCCCGAAGCGUCAAAAUCUCAUGAAAGUAGCUCGUCGCGUUUGGCAGCCUCGGAAUUCAAGGAGGAGGUUGAAGAAACGUACGCGCAAGCGACUAACUCUCAUUUUGCUCCGACGAAAAAAUCGGAUAUCCCUUCAGUAGAACCUUACUUCGCUGAGCAUCUUGAAGGAGUAUUUCCAACCCUGAAGUUUCCUCCAGAACUUGCAAGACGAAUCUUGACGCAUUCGAGUCACCCCGCUGCGAUAUAUGGCCAUAACGCCGUGUAUGGCUUUCUAGGCCGUCGCGCUCUUGAGUCCUAUCUCAUGCUCUUCCUUCACUCUUGCUCUCUCCAGCCCUCCCAUGACCUCGAGGAUAUAGCAUCGCGUGCUUUGAACUCGUACGUCCUGGGGGAACAUAUAGGGUCCCAGUGGGGCCUUGGGCGUAUCCUUAGAUGGACACCUACCGUGUCAAGAGACAACCUAGACAAAGUCUCUUCAAACCCUACCGUGCUCCGAAGUGCUGGCUUGUACAAAGUGCAAGGCGACACAGUGGCUGCUGUAAUAGGUGGUAUAUUCUACCAAUUCGGCGCUGUUGAGGCCCAUCGUGUCUUCCACACCCGAAUCCUCCCUCACCUCUUCCUCGGCCGUAAAACUGAGGGUCUCUCAGAGGUAUUCCACCGCAAAGCCCUCGCUAUCUCGCAAAGCAUGUCGGAUGAACCCCAGGAUAUUCCACCUCGCACCGCACCGCAAACGUCCACCUCCAACGUUGGUGCCCUCCCACCCCGACGCAAGGUCUCCGACUCUCCCUCGAUUGCUAUGAAUUUCAAAAGGGAGCUCGCGAAGAAGAUUCCUCUUUGA